CUACGCCAAAGCCUGCUCGAGGGACCGACGGUCCUCGUCAUCGCUAUGUACAACGGAUCUUCCCUUGAUUAUCUACACCAGCUAUCCGCUGCUCAGGGCAUAGUAUCACCAGACCGGUACCGUCAGCUCGAAGAACAGUCGGAAAGGUAUCAUGGAUCGUGCGCCUUAGAGUUUCCCGUAAACGCUUUAAUAGCGGCGUCGCCAGCGUUCCGGCAUUAUAUCGGUGCGAAUCCGGGCAUUACGAAAGUCGAAGUCCAGAUGGGCAAGAUUCUGCCGGGAUUCGCCAUGGAAGUUCUCGACUGGCUUGCGAAUGCACUCACCAUGAACAGGUGGAGUGACUUCUUGGGACCUUGCCUAUCGAUCGUGGAUAUGGACAAGUAUUACUGGUUCUAUCCAUACGUCGCCAUGCGGAGGCUGGGCAUGGAUGUCUUCGCGGACUCCCUCCGUGCAUUCAUUGAGAUGUUGGUAGAGGAGCAUGGACUUGCAGAUGAUGCCUGGACCGCCGAGAUUUUACUCCAGCAUGCACCAGCUGAGGACCCAAUUCUCCUAUGUAUUGCGAAGCGAUACGCAAACCUCAUCGUCAAGGGCAAGCUGCCUCUGUCAGCCGAGGAAUGUUGCAAGAUCAACGAGAAGUUCCCCCAUUUUGGGCAGAUGGUGAACGCUCUACUG
Molecule: messenger RNA, 669 nt
Organism: Trematosphaeria pertusa
Lineage: Eukaryota; Fungi; Ascomycota; Dothideomycetes; Pleosporales; Trematosphaeriaceae
Exons: 1
Source: RefSeq, a predicted model, not a curated record